This is a messenger RNA of Asterias rubens (European starfish), 1221 nucleotides long. RefSeq names its product protein FAM32A-like. Gene Ontology annotation, cellular component: nucleolus. Bases 28 to 369 code for a protein of 113 amino acids. Lineage: Eukaryota; Metazoa; Echinodermata; Asteroidea; Forcipulatida; Asteriidae. The transcript has 4 exons. The record is from RefSeq and is a predicted model, not a curated record.
UCAUUGACUCACACAAGUCUUUUAAAAAUGGCGUCUCCGUACCAAUGCGCUGGUGGAACUCUGAAACUUAAGGGAAUUGGCGACCUUGGGAGCAAAAAAAAGAAGAAGAAGAAGAAGAUUUCCAAACAGAUUAUCGAUCAGAUCUCAACGACGGCAGAUGAUGACAACAGCGGAGAAAUCAAAGAGCAGGAAAGAGACCGACGAACACCGGCUGAAAAAGCCUUUGCCAAGAUUCAGGAGAGUCGGCAAACACAACGGAUAUUGGAAAAAGCCCAAAAGAAACACAAAGACAGAGUUAAUGAAUUCAACAGUAAGUUAGACACCUUAACUGAGCACUUUGACAUCCCCAAAGUCAGUUGGACCAAGUGAAGAAAACGUCUAUGGAAAUCUUUACAGAUGCUGUUGAAGCCGUUUCACAGAGACUGGAUAAUGGUAAAUCAAAUGAGAACAAUUGCUCAGUUCAAGGAAGUUCUGGCGAGGUUUGCCACUACUCCUUUUGAAUGUUUCCAUGGACCACGGUGGCAUGGAUUUAUGUACUUUUCAUUUGGGAAACUCGACCUAUACACGUUAUACCGUGUGUUGAAAUAUGAUGAUGGCUACACAUAGAGCAGGAGGCAAGUUAUUUGGGAACGAUAAAAUAUUAUUUUUAUAGGCAACCAACUGACUGUUUUUAAGUUUUUGAUUUCUGAGGAUUUUCCUGACGUUAAGCUUUUCUUGAAAGAAGCAGUCACCAAAGGGGGAAAGAGAUCGUCCACAUUGUGUCCAAACCUGUAUGGUUUAUCUUUCUGGAGCUGCAGUCUGUAAGCCUCCUGAAUUGUAGCAUCUGGGAGGUUCAGGAUCGAUAAAAAGGGAAACUUUUUUUUUUCAGGAGUUUUCUUAUUCGUCACAUCUCAUCCAUGGUAUUGAAAAGGAACACUCCCUCGGCAGCACAACAGACAUUUUGUCUAAAAGUGUCCUACUACUUCCAUCAAAUUAUUUUUACUCUUUUUGGAGAUUGACGUAGCCUGAAACCACACAGAAUUUAAGUGUUAUGUCAGCAACUUUGCUUUAUUCUGAAAUCCUGGUAGUUCUUCUGACCUUUGACCCAUGGUUUCCUUCUCUAGAUUUAAAGGAACCAUUGCAGGAAAAUUAGGCUGGAGCCGCAUGCUAAUUAAUAAUAAUAAUAUCAGUGGCUUCUUAUAGUGCGUUCCUCCUUCACUCAGUGACGCUCAAGGCCCUAUA